Bactrocera dorsalis (oriental fruit fly) is the source of this 14587-nucleotide messenger RNA. RefSeq lists its product as uncharacterized. The transcript has 18 exons. Bases 6865 to 10146 code for a protein of 1093 amino acids. Gene Ontology annotation, molecular function: protein binding. NCBI's taxonomy places the organism in Eukaryota, Metazoa, Arthropoda, Insecta, Diptera, Tephritidae. The record is from RefSeq and is a predicted model, not a curated record.
CCAGUUGACAUUAAUGUGUACGUUCGUUUACGUAGCGAACUGUGUGUGUGUGUGUGGGAGCAAACGAGUAAAAUCAACAAUGCCACCAACGCCUCCACCACUACGACGCGCUUGUGAGAGGUUAGGAAAAGUUGCUGUGAAUAACCCACGACUGAGCAAACAGACACUUGAAUGGCCAUGCCCGCUGACGACCGUCGAGUGAGCCAACGAGCGCUGCUCCUCCCCGCACACGACAACAUUACGAGCAUACACACGAAACGAGUACGCUGACGAACGCAUGUAUGAAUGGGCGAAAAUCCUUUAGUACUGAAAAGGUCGUGGUUUUGUGUAGUCGUCGUUUGGAAAAAUAGCGCAGCAGCGCAGCUACGUUUUUUCAGCUUUUGACGGUGUGUCGCGUUGCGGUGUGUGUUACUCUAAUAAUAAAUGUGCAAAAAUAUAUACACGAAUAAUAUUUAUUUUCCACAUAAUAAAGCAAAAAUUGUCAAAUAAUUGGAGUUCAAGAAAUAUAUGUGUAACGCCACAUUGACGGAAGUUAUAGAAGUAUGUAUAGAAAAUGCGUUAAACAAGUUGGGCGGUAGUGAAGCAAACGAUUAAAUAAGAUGCGUGCAUAUAAACAAAACAGGCAUUGAUUUUUGUGAAAAAUUGCUUUCAGCACACAAAAAAAAAAAAAAACAUUUCAACUAACAGUGCUUGAAGUGCAAUGCGGUGUAAUUUAAUGCAUCUGCGCGCCUAAAAGUAGGCUAAGCUUUCAUUUUAAUGUUGUAAAUGCCAGCAGUUUGCUGGAGUUUCAUGGUGUAGUGCGCGCGUGAAAAGGCUCAACGCAUUAUUUCUACAGAGUACAUCUUAUAUGUGUUUGUGUGAGUGUAAGUAGUCGCCGGCAAACAUAAAUAAAUACACCAAAUAUUCAAUUAAACAAAAUAACGGCAGUUGGGCAAUUUUGGUGUUCUGAAAACUGAAUUAGUUCUAUUUGCGUGUGAUAUUUGCAUGUAACGUGUGUGUGCUUGUAUGUAUUGGUGUGCCUCAGCAUGAUUAUGGUAAGCACGGUAAGCCUGAAAGCAUGACAAUCCAUGUCAAAAAAGUUUUGUUUACUAUAUAUAUUGGGGUUGCGGUGUCUAUUAUAUAAUAAGACAACAUAAAGCUAGAUUGUCUUUCAUUUGUUUAAAUAUUGGAGAUAGAAUGUUUCAACAGAGUGUGAUCAUAUGUUAUUGCAAGUGGAUCUUUCAAAUCAUUAAAAUUUCAGAAGCCACAAAGUUCUAGCCCUCAAUUAAGCUGAAGGUAAAUACGUUUGUAUGAUGUGUUAAACAUCUAUUAAUUUUAAUUCGAAAUUUUAAUAAAAUAAAACUAAAUGAUUGCAUUCAUAAACUGUGGUCUGCAAUUUUUCAUAUUCUAAAAUCUAUUUCUUUUUAUUUCCAACAUAAUUAUUUUUUAAAAAACAAAAAUAACGUCACUUAUAAGCCUAGCGUUUGACAUAAUACUUCUGUUUGGUGGCUCUAAAAAUAAUAGGUUAGCCUCAAUGAAAUUUUCAACAGCAAGCCUUUACCAAACGCCAACUUUUUCCAAAGCAGCUAUGUGUUCGUAGUGUCUGUUUAUUUUUAAUGAUUUUUAAUGUGAAAUAUUUUAAAUAUCAAACGUCAUUAGUUUAAAAACUCACAGAGCCCGUAGAAAUAUUAAAUAACAUAAGUACAGUGCACAUAUAUAAUUAGUCCAUAAUAUGCUCCUAAAUGUAUGCUUCUAAUAAUACGUGUAAUUCUAAAGUUCAUACAUGCAUAAUGCACUAUGAUAACAAUGUCAACAGCAAUUAAUAAGUAUGUAGAUGAUUCGCCCCUAAAAGUAUGCUUCUACGACGUCACCACAAUUUAACAUACCUAUUUUCCUGUUUUAUUAGUGUUACGGUAAAAUCAUUCCUCUACCCGCUUUGUAUGCCACUUUGGCUGUUAAGUGCCGUAAAGUUUGUUUUUUGACGUCUGAGUACAUGUAAUUUGUUCGACUAAAUUGUUUCCCAAUAGGCGUAUAUUAUAUCAGCAUAUGAGCAAUAUUGAGUUGUUUGUACAAAUAGGAAAAAUGACCUAUAAUUUGAAUUACAGUCAAAAGUAAACAUUUCAAAGAAAAUUGUAGGGAAUUUGUUUUGACUCAACUAAGGAAUUAGACUUGUUGACACGUGCCCAUAAAAGUAUGCUACUCAAUGCAUUGAAAUCAUAACGAGGAAUUAAAAAUUGAAUGAAAUAACCUGUUACAUGUAUUCUAAAUAGAGCAAAACCAUGUAAAUAUGUCAAUAAGGAACACAUUUUGAACUCAAACACUAAACUACUUACGCCCCCAAAUUGUGGAAUGUUGCUGGCCCACAAGUUGUGCGUCAUUGAAGCCGACAAUUUCACGUAAAAUUAAGCAUUUCCGCUCAAAGCGGCAGAUACGAAGGCAGUUCGAGGCUUUUGCAGAGCCAAAUCAGUAUUGAAAGUGCAGUCAGAGUGUGCAUAUAGAUAUUUAAAGGAUAUUCUAAAAAAAAUUGCGAAAAAGCAACAACUUGCUAACAGUAUACGCCAAGGAAAAAUCGAAGUAGCAGGGGUAAUAACAGUGAACUAAAGUUUACUCAAGCACGAAAAAAGGCUUUUAAAGGCUAAAAUUGUUGAAACUUUUUGUUUGUAAGGUUGUGUAUGAGCGUUAGCUACCAUGUGUGCAUGUGUGUAUAUGUCAAAUGCCAAUAAACUUGUGUACACCGUUGCUUGGGUAAAGUGUAAAACAACUCUUUAUAUUAUCUUUCAUACACCUUCGCCGUUUUUUUGUUUAUUUUUUUACUUAAGUAAAGCUUAUAGUUCAUAAAAUGUGGCAUAAGCGCCAGAGUGUAGCAUACCUCCAGGCGUAUAUUAGCAACCGAAACGUGUGUAUGUGUAAAAAUUUACUACACAGUUUAUGUGCGGACGCACGUGGCUCAUAAAUUGUUUGCGGUAAACGAAAAAUACAUCAAAAGCGAGGCACAUAAAACAGUCGAUCAGCAAAUGGUUGCUAUGUGCGCCUACAAAUAGGCUAUAACGCUAGUUAACAACCAAUAUUACUACUUAUUUUGAGCGGUGUGCUGCGUGGCCAUAAAUCAUAAGGUAAAAUAAUGCAUUAAGGAAACGUGAAAUAAAUAUCAACAGGCGUAAAUUGUACCCGAAUGAGCGGUUGGAGAAAAAUAACCAAAAUUUGGUUGGCAAAAAUGAAGUGCAUUUGUGAUAUACUAAAGUAAGGCUAAGCAGGACAUAACAUUGAAAGAUAAGAAACAUUAAAGUGCAAAACUUUUGUAUAUAACUUUUGUUUGAUAAAUAUAUAAAACAAAUUAAAUUUUGAAAUUUUUGAAAAAAAAAAAAAAAUAAAUAAAAAUACCAAUGGAUACAUUGUGGCGUGCUAAAUUAGGAAGCACUAAAGGAGUAUUUAAUAGCAUCCAAAAUAUGUCAGCUAAGUUGUGUAAAGCUUAUAUAUUAGCAAGUGUAAAAAACAUUGGUGCGCAAACUGAUUGUUUGAGAUCAAAGUGCCUUACAUUGGUGUGUGGACUAGCAACUGUUCGAAUUUUGUCGAAGCCAACAUCUUUUGGAACACUUUAUAUGAGGUCGCUUUUGGCUCUCAGGCACUUUGCACGUAUAAAUUAUUGACUUCCGUACAUUUUGAUUGCGCAAACAAUAAUGCAAAGCGGACCAACCACAUUCCCAGCUUAACACGCUUCAACAGCGCUCAUACACAUACAUAUAAGUCGAAAUAAAUUCACCCACGAGAUAGCAUCGCUUGAAAAAUAUCAACACGCACGCGCGUGUCAACGCUAAUGGGCGCCUGUGCAGUGAAUGUGUUAAUAAAAAUUUCAUUGUAUAAUCAAAAUGAAAUUACGAAAGCUUACCGCUGUGACCAUGCCACAGAUUGACGCUUUUGAAUGUCGCAAAUGCCUGAAGUUACACGCGCCAAGGGUUGUGUGCUGCACCCUUCAUAACAAAACAGCACAGAGUUAUGCAAAACUUGCCUGCACGCAUUUCUGUUGCAUACUUUUAGGAGUGUAGGAGAUCAGAAAAUAGGAAAUGGUGCGAUAUUUUGUAGUUUUCUCCUUAUUAAUAUGAGGGAUUUGGAGAGCUGAGUUGAUGAAUAGAACCACAAUGUUGUAAGAGUGCUAUAUAUUUUUUCUUUAAAGGCAUGACGGUACGUCUGUAGGCGGGUAUGCACAUGAAGUUAACACCUACCAUAUUUAUAAGCAGUUACUUCAUUUUGUCAGAAAAGUUGUCAGAACUCAGAAAUGCAAUGAAGGGCCGAAUGGAGGCAAAAUAAAUUGAGUUUUAGUAACGGUAUUUAUAUAAGCACACUUACUGCACGAUUUUUCGCAAAAAAUUUUAUAUAAAAGCAGAGCGAGAUUUUUUGUAUGACGUCAUUUUAGCGUACUUUUACAGUGCGCUGGGAAAGAAGUCUUCAACAAUCGAUUUUUUUAACUAAAACUGAACUAAACUUACGAGUUUAUUGUUGUAAUUUAGAAGAGUUACCUCUUGCUCUACGUUGUCAUUUGAAUUUUGUAAGUUUGAGAAUAUUAAUUCACUAGAGCGGGUCGAUUUAUAGGGAGCUAAAAAAACGGAAAAAUUGUGUGUGCGGGAAAUAUUCUACGGAUCAUUUUGAACAACUUUCUUUUAGAGAUGACGACUCUAAAGCAUUUCAGUUUCGAGCCAACGUUUUUUUAAAGCGAAGCUUUACAGACAACAUAAAAAGAGGUUCAUCAGUUUUUGAGAUGUCUGAAUAAAAUCUAGCAUUUAGAAAAUCUAUUGAGCAUUUGCCCGAAUCAUCUAAACAACUAUAUCACAUAUCUCCCAUACAACCGGUUAUUCAGAUUUUAAGAACUUCGCCCUAAAAUUUGCUGGCUCAAAAUCCGUUUUAGAGCCAUAGUCUCUUAGUCGAAAUUGUGCAGAAAAAUUCGUAGAACGCUUCCCAAAUACGCGAUUUUACAAAAGAAAAAUCAGCCAUUCACCAACUUCUCCAUAUUAAUUUCUCCAUAUUAAAAUUUCACAGAAAACUCUCUUCAGACCAAAAUGAUGUAUUUUGCAAAUACCAGGUGUUUAAGAACCUUAUCUUAUUCUUCUGUAUAUUUUUCUACAAAUAAUCGAAAUUUUUGUCGAACGACGAAACAGCCGACUUGUGAACCUAUUAGUUUGUUUUAACAGGGCGCUGAGUCUUAAUAAAACUCGAUUUGAAAAGCCAGGCUAUUUCACCACGUUAAAGUCACGUUCAAUUUCUGCAUGACAGAAAUUCAUUAGUUCGAAUUUUCCUGUAGGUCUUGAGUCAUUUUUACGUUUAGUAAAAUAAAAUCAUUGCAAUGAGCUUAAAAGAGUUGAUAUUUGCUUUAAAUCGGCCACAAGACUUGAUCAGAGUGAGGCUAUCAACAAUUAUGAGUGGUGAAACAAUACAUGCGUGUAAAGCAAGGUGGUGGAAUUUGUGUGGAUUUUUGUUUUAUUCGGAGGUAAAAUAUAAUGCUGAAGGCCACUAAGUAUUAGACCAACAUAGAGAUGAGCGCACACAUGCGGGUGUGUCAGUUAACUUCAGGCUGACGUUAAAGUUUAAUUAUUAUGAGAAUAUGGGGAAAUGAAAGUAAAGCACAAAAGUGGGCGGGUAACUGGAAUUAUAAGCUAGUAACGUAAGUGUAUUAAGUGGAGGUGAAAAUCUUCUCUGUGUUGCCAUAUAAAUACAUGUGUGUGUGUGUAUUUGUCCCUGUGGUACAGGGUGAAGUGUGAAAUUUAUGUAUGCAUGUGUUAGUGUGAUUACUAUGGCACAUGCGAAUUUUUAUGGGACAUUUUCAUGAGUGCCAACGUUGCCACUGCCUUCCUGCCUGACACAUAACGCAAAUGCCACAUAUAUGGCAUAUGUAGCACUGCAACCGUUAGCCACAAUAUGUAAAUAUGUGUAUGUUUUAUUUCUUACAGCAUGCAAGUGACAGCGAGAGAUGCGCAGGCGAGCGUUUGCACCACCUAAAUGUUUACAUUAAAAAACCAGCAACAAUGCGGUCGGUCGUACGGUGCAAAAAGAGCAAGUAAAAUUUGUGAAGAAGAGUAAAAAAAAAGUUGAAAAAUAAAUAAGAUAAUGUAAAGUGUGAACACAUAUUAAAAAUUAACAAUAUUGUGCUGACACGUGCGCAGCACUGUCCCUUGUGCAACAUAACUAAACCAAAGUAAUGAGCGUGAGCAGAGGACCAACUGUAAGCCAGGUGUGCCACAACACGUAUGUGACAUGUUGAACGCAUGUGGCAACCCACAACCGUCCAGCAGUGCACUAACAAUGCAUUAAUAUUAAAAUUUCAAGUAAUAAAAUAGAGCAAAAAGCAGCCGUGCUUUGCAGUGAGGACACAAAAUGUCGGAAAUAAAUUUCAAAAAUUUCAUAUAAAAUAUAUUUAUUGUAAAAAGAGGAAAAAUGUUGCAUUAAAUAAUCACAGAGAAGAAUUAAUUUAAUUACAAUAGAAAAUAGCGCUAAAUGCGUAAGUGUGCAUAAUGCAACAGUAAUCUCUAAUAUAAAAUAAGUAAAAUGCAAUUAAAUAAAUUAGAAAAUAAAGGCAUAACAAAAACAUUUAUUUAAUUAAUGUAAAAAUAAAUGAUAAUAACAACAAUAACAAAAUUUAGUUAAUUAAAAUUGAUGUAAAUGUAAAAACAAAGUAAAUAUUAAAAUAUAUUGAAUAAAAACAACACAAAGCUAAUUAAGAAUUCGGUUUGAAAUUUCAGUCGGUCUUUAAAAAAGUUGCGAAAAUUCAAGCUGCUACAAUAAUUUACACACAUUUACAACAACAUUCAAUUUAAAACAUUGCUGACAGCGUGUAUUUUUUGUGCAGCGUCGACUUAACAGCAGCUAUCAACAACAAGAACAACACUACACCCAGUCAUGGAGCGCGCUUUGUCGAUUCUGUUGUGCCUCAGCCUAACAACUUUGCAGUUUAUUUCAACACACGAGCAUGGCGAUGGCUUUAAACCAGAUGGCGAGAUCCUCCGUGUGCUGGUCAACACUUCAGCGCAAAUUAAGUGUGAUGUCGGUUCCAGUUUGCCAGACGAUAAAGUUUUACUGGUCGUUUGGUAUAAGAAUAAUCUUCCAAUUUAUAGCUAUGAUACACGCGGUGCGCACGCGGGCACGCCUUCCCAUUGGCGGGAUGAGGACGUGCUAGAAGAUCGCGCUGUCUUUCGCACACAUAAGGAGCCAGCUGAAUUGAUAAUAAAUCCUCUGAAGGAAAAAGAUGCAGGGAAUUUUCGUUGCAGAGUGGACUUCAAACUCUCGCAAACUAGAAAUAGUAAUGUUAACUUGGAAGUUGUCGUGCCACCACAGCAGCCGGCGAUUGUGAGUAAUUCGGAUGGCAGGUCCGAUACGCGCGCCGGUCCGUAUGAAGAAGGCGGCCAACUGGAUCUGACAUGUGUGGUGUACGGCGGCUCACCACCGCCCACGGUCACUUGGCUCUGGAAUGGCCACAUUCAGAAUAGUGUUGUGGAUUUCACAGCAGAUGACACCAUCAAGAGCAGAUUGUUGUUGAGGAAUUUGUCACGCAUACACCAACAUGCUGUGUUUACGUGUCAAGCGAGUAAUUUCCACAAGAAAUAUGUCUCCACCAAUAUCACCAUUGAAUUGUAUUUGCGGCCGCUUCAGGUUGAGAUUUCCUUCAAUAAUCAACCCAUGUCUGCUGAUCGGAAGUAUGAAAUUGAAUGCCAAGCCAGUGGCUCGAGACCACCAUCCAAACUUACUUGGUGGAUGGGAAAUAUGGAGCUGUUGGGACACAGUCAGAAGGUUUCGGAAGAUGGCAAUGUCAGCUUUUCCGUACUCAGCAUUACACCAACGCGUGCUGAUCAUGGCAAAGCGUUGUCCUGUCGUGCGACGAAUGAGCUGGUGCGCAGCGGCAUACGUGAGACGGCGAUGAAACUAAAUGUUUUCUUUAUACCAACGCUUCAGCUGGACUUGGGUUCGAAUUUGAAUCCGGAAGACAUUGAAGAAGGCGAUGAUGUCUAUUUCGAGUGCAAAGUGCAUGCGAAUCCGGCAGCCUACAAAGUCGUGUGGAAACAUAAUAAUCAAAUCAUUCAACACAAUCAGCGCGCUGGCGUCAUUGUGAGUAGUGGCGACUUGGCGUUGCAGGGCGUGACUCGUCAUCAAGCGGGCAACUACACUUGCACGGCUUCGAAUGUUGAGGGCGACGGUGAUAGCAACGUUGUUGAGCUGAAAGUGAUGUACAAACCCAUUUGCCGUCCGGAUCAGAAGAAAAUUUAUGGUGUAGCGCGUAAUGAGGCCGCCGAGAUUUUAUGUGAGGUUGAUGCAUUUCCACCGCCGGAAAAUUUCAAAUGGUCUUUCAAUAAUACGGCAGAGACAUUUGAUAUGCCGCAGAGUGGUUUCCGUGCACAUUCAGCGCAAGGAUCGACAUUGACCUACACGCCGGUCAAGGAAAUGGACUUUGGCACCAUCAUGUGCUGGGCGGAUAACAAUGUUGGUCAGCAGAGAGAGCCUUGCGUCUUUCAUUUGAUUGCAGCUGGCAAGCCAGAAAUACCAGCGAAUUGCACCAUUUUCAAUCAGACAUCUGACUCGUUAGAGGUCUAUUGUAUGGAAGGCUUUGACGGCGGCUUACGGCAAUGGUUCCUAAUGGAAAUUUUCGAUCAGCAUAGUGGCCAGUUACAAGCCAAUAUCUCAUCAAAAUAUCCACUUUUAAGUGUCACUGGACUGGACUCUGGCCGUCUCUUUCGCAUAUUUGUUUAUGCAGUGAACUUGCGCGGACGUAGCGAAGCGGUGCAGGUGGAAGGCUAUACGCUGAAAGCGGCGGAGAAGCAAACAGUUGCGCUGACGUCCUAUAAGGGUACACAAUCCAAUUUCGAACUCACACCCAUACUGUCGGUGGGCAUUUUCGUUGGCAUUUUGGUGGCAUUGGUGUGCAUUACCAUCGGCACUAUUGCAGCAUUGAAAUUACGUUCACACAAACAACAGCAAAAAUAUCAACAUCAAAAUGCGAAAUUCUCACGACCAGGCAAUUUACAAAUUAAGGACAAAAUCUCUUUGCCAUUAAGUCAUUCGGAGGAGAUGUACGACGAGAAGAAUCCCGAUGUCGUGCCAUACAAUGAAGUCGAUGGUGAAUACAAACAGAAAUCAGCAACACAAACACCAUCCGGCCAUCUGUCCACGACAAGUGAAGCGGAAAUUAGCUGUAAACCACUAACGGACGAGCUUGGCGCAUACAAAAGCAACAAGGAUGAUGAGCUGCACUAUGCGGAGCUAACACUGGCGCCCGGCAGCGCCAGCACUAGUGGCAUACCUAAAAAGUCCAUUUCAGUCGAUUGCAGCAGCAGCAUGUUGCUACAAGGCGCCGGCAUAAAUACAAACAACAUGUCCGUCACUAUCGGCGGCACACUGCCGCACGGCUCCAGCGUACGCAAGAUGUUGCCCAACAUACCGGCCAAUGCCGGUGCGAGCACAUUACAACGCCUCAAGCAGCAGCCAACGGCGUCGGCGCAACAAACACCACCACCACCACCACCAACGUACGAUUACUUUGAAGAGCCGACGAUAUACGCGCAGAUAGAUCACUACAAAACAACAACGACGGGUGGCACGGCAAAUGCUGGCUGCUCGUCAUCGGCCUCCAUAUCGCCCUUCCCGCCAAGCAUUUCUUCGCCCGCCUCACAGGGCACACCAUCGACGGUGUCGCCCGGCGCGGUGCAGAUGUACACAAUGCCCUCCCAUCCGGGCGGUUAUCAUACACUGCCGCACAACCAUCAUCAUCAGCAGCAGCAACAACAACAACAGCAGCAGCACCUACAACAGCAACAACAACAGCAGCAGCAACAACAAGCCCAUCAGCAACACAAUACGUCCGCCUCGUCGAUGCUGCAAAUGAUGGCGGCUGCGGGUGUGGUUCAUGGCGCUGGUGGCAAUAUUUAUCAUCAUCAUGGCACGCUGCCAAUGCCGCCCACAUAUCAGCAGCACCAACAGCAGCAGCAACAGCAGUUGCAGCAACAGCAAGUCACCGGUCAAAUGUUGGUGUCGAGCAAUAGCAGCGGUCUGGGCUCGGCUACAACAACAGCGGCCGUGACAAGCCCGAGCAGUUCGCUGUCCGGUCUCUCGGCCAUUGGCAAAUCGUAUUCGCGUGAAAUUGUGACGGUACGAACGCCGCUCAUGUACUCGCAGCAGGAGAGUUGCGUCUAAAAGCGUGUAGCGCAAACGCAUGGCACGCUUUAGGCAUACUUAAGCCUAUUCGGGAUUCAAUUAUAUCGCAAGAGACUGGGUAUGAGUUGUGGGAAAUUGGAAAGUAUAACUUUUAUAUUUAAAUUGGUCUGAUUGUAUUUCUAAUAUAAUAAUAUAGUGAGUUGCGCGUGUAGUAGUUCACAUAUAGAAAAUCGUUGAAACAAGGAUCUUUAGUUUUUCAAAAGCUUUUUUUGUGUGACUUCUUGUAAUUAAUCUUUCAAUUCGCUUUUAAUAAUAGCGAUUAAUUUUCAGUACCAAAAAAUUUUAAUAAUUAAAUUAUUGUUAUUCAUUAUUCCUUAGUUCCCCGACUCGUGUUUUCUAACUCUUCUUCGCAUGUCAUUAUAUAUUUAUCGCUUUCUCAUUAUUUUGAUGUAUUUAAAUGUUGUCUACAUGCAGGCGCAAUGCUACAAAAAAUGUGUAAAUUUAAUAUUCAUAAAAUUAUUAUUUAAAAAAAAAAAUUCUAACAAAAUUUAGUACUUUAAAAUUGUUGCUCUCGCAAUUCGUAGAAUUUUAUUGCAUAAGCCAAUCCAGCUGGCAAACCAAAAUAUUUAAAAAGUACGUAAAAUCGAAAAAAAGUUAAACACUUAACUCAAAAUUAAAAUUUAGCAAUUUUAAAAUUUUCAAAAUCGCAAUAAUAGAUUUUCAAUGAAAAUUUCUAUUAUGCGCACACAUAUCAUGAAAUAAAAGUUAAUAACAUUGGCACAGUAAGACAAUAAAAAUAAUGAACGUGCAAUUAUGUAAGAAAAUCAAACAUUUAGUAAUUCUAUUUAAUUUGUUUAUUUAUUUUUAUAUUUAUUGUUUAUGACAUGAAUUUUCAACAACUUUAAAGCAAUUGCGCUACAUAUCAUAAAAGCACAUAUUAAAUUGUUUGAAGCCACAUGGCGUAUACGCAACUUGUGCGCCAAGGAAUUCUCUAAGAAAUUGACUGCUCACAGUUGAAUAAAGAACUAAUGUGCAUUAAAAAAAUAGUUAAUUUGAAUAUUUUUCGCCUGAAUUACUAGCGCGAUUCACAUAUCUAAUACUUAUUUGCUAGUAUUAUUUCCAAAAUUUAUUUUAAGUCGCUUGAUCAUAUGUCAAAUUUUAUUUUUUUUAAAUCAUAAAAAAUUAUCGCAAAGCUACAAAUAUUUAAAGAAAAUUUAGAAACUUUUUCAUGCGCUCAAAACGUAUUUGCUCGAAGCGGUGAUAAAAUUCAGUACGGUCAGGUAUGAAUUAAAUGUAUUCUAUUACUAGGAAAGCCAGCAAUUUAAGGCCAUGGGAUAAGUGUAUAUAGCAGAGGAUUGUAUAGUAAUGUAUAUAAACUUAAUUACUUUUCUAAAUUCUAGUGCAUAGGCAAGUUAUUUAAAUGCAAAUACUUAGGUAAUUAGAAUAAUUAGAUAAAUGCAUAGAAAGUAAAAUUUAGAUGAAUAGUAUUUAAAUAUCUUAAAGAAAUUAUAAAAAAAUCAUCUUAGAUAUGUAUAAAAGCGAAUAUAAAACUGGAAAUUACUGAAAAAAAUCACAACUAAUUGAAAGACGCUGUAGAAUAGCGAAACUGCAAAACUCUAAAAAAGAACUGAAUGCGUUUAAAAUAAUUAAGUGUCACAAUGCAAACUAAACAACAAAAUACAUUGGAAAUCAAGCUAAAAUCCAACAGAUUUUCAAAGAAAUAAAUAGCGUUCAAUAGCACAAUUAUGGUAGAGCAAAUAAUUCGUUUCGGUAUUUAGAUAUUUUUUCUCGCCUUUUUGAUAAGCCCUGAAUGAAGCGCUCCUUGUGUGUCUGGGGAGCAGCAAACAUGCUCAUCCACUGUAAGUUUUGGUUGUAUAAAAGUCCGUCAAUCAAUUGCAUCUCUCUAUUUGUUAGAAACCAUCACAAAGCUCUAGCAAUACUGGAUUAUAGACAUUCGUUAGCUGAAAUAGCCAGGCACAUCAGUGAAAUUAUACUACUCUUUCUUUUGCUUUGAAAUGUAAUUUAAACACAACCGUCUCUCUCAAAUAUAUUUAUUUGUCUUCCUAAUGUGUUUGGAUUUAUGAGACCUUGUAAAAACUCAUCGUAAAAUUUCGUUGCAUUUUUCAACGUAAGGUUUGCUAAUUUUCUGAUAUAAAUGCUAUAAUGAACAGUUUUGAAUUAUAAUCUUUAAUAAUUCUGUAAAUGGGGCUUAACCUUUGACCAGUAAUAGUUUCAGCCACUUGCAUCGUUUUAUUUAUAAAAAAAGUCUCUAUAAUGCUUGAAUAUCUGGAUAUGGAAAUUUGGUUUCAAUAUGAGUGGUUUCUAUUAUAUCGUUUUCCUUCGCCUUUAAACUUAUGAAAAGUUAUGUUACGUUAUUUUGCACUUUAGGUGACGAUAAUUCAUAUUCAGUGAUAACUUUGAAACAAUUUUUCCAAGGACCUAACAAAAUAGUAUUAAAUUUUUUAUUAAAAUUAUAUAUUUUUUUGUCCUCAACUUACGACGUUGGAUGUUUAAAAAUUAUCUCUCAAGCAUUUCACAUUAUAGAUGACUAUAAACACGGUCUUUCAAUAAGUUCUCCAAAUUCAAUGAAUCAAAUACAUAAUAACUCGAUGAGCUCCAUAUACCACGUCCGCCAUCAAUAUCUGGAAGUCUUCAUCAUUUUAGCUUAACAACAAAUACAAAAUGAAUUAGAGACUUUAACAGAAUUUCUGAAACAAAUUCACAGUUUACGCCAACUGUGCUCCAAAAAGUCCCGUGAAUAUUACCAUAGACCCAGACUAAAGCUUAAUUACACAACCGAUUGUUAAAAGGUGAAUUGAGAUAUCUGUAUGCAAUCUGAAAGCUAAUUUGAUAGUAUAUUACUAUUUAAAUGUUCCUUUCUGUGUAAAUUUCAUAAUUGUAUAAAUAGUUACUUGAGAAACCAAUUGUGUAUUUAAGAAAAAACACAAAUACAAACAGAAAUAGAGAAAUACAUAAUGUAUAAAGGUGUAAAUUAUUGUAAAUAAACAGAUUUCAAUGUAAACAUAUAAAUAGGUAUAUAGCUAAUGUACUAAUACAUGUAUUAUAUAUGAGAACUUUCCAUUCCAUGAAAAACAGUUCAUAUAAAACGUCAAAUUCUUAAAAAAAAAAUAAAAAUUUAAUCAAAAGCAAUUGCGAACACAACAAACUUGCACAAAUAUGUGUGUGUAUAUGUAUGAAAGUAGACGGCCAAAAACGGAAUUCACUUCGCAAUUGCAUAACUCAACUCACUUCUUCCAGCAUUCAAUUCGCUAAAUUGGCACUGCACACAUACAUACGCACAUUUUAUCAACAAAUUUACAGCACACAUGCAAACCACAAUAUUUCCAAAUUAUAGUUACUAAUUAACUUUAAUUGUAAAUUUUGUAUGCCAAUAUUUCACCCAGACAGUGUAAAUAGUGUUAGGAAAGUGAUGGAUGGUCAUUUAAAGUUCUUUUGACGAAAGACAACCGAUUUGUAUACCAAAUUGCUUGUUUAUACAUUUUUUUGGCUUUGGGCACUUUAUGGAAUUAUGAAAAAUAUUAAAAUAUUUGUAGAAGUUUUUUUUAUUAAUUUUUCAAUGGCGUUUCUGCAGCACUCAAUAUUAAGAAUUUUUCUAGUGAAAUUCAUAUGAGUUGAAAAAUUGAACUGAACAUCGAAAAAAGUUUUUUUUGGUACGUAUAUUUCUUUUACGCUAUAAGCAUCCGGAGUGCCCACGGUAUGAUACACUGGAGGAGGUAUCGGUAGUGAGUCCGCAGAGUCUGUUAAAAUUCGCGUCAAGCGCAGGCAUCCUACAGGGUGAUUACUUCUCUUGGACCUAGAAACUGAACUCUAUCUGGCACUACAAAGGACCAAAACUGGUUGGUCUAUGCGUGGCUUAGUUCAGUUCAACCCAAUAUGUAACCAAAUGUGUCAGAUAAUAUAAAUAUUUUUAUCCCAUAUCGAAAUAUGCAAAAUAUUCUCUGAAUAUCAUUAUGUGUUUGUUAAAAAUUUAUUUUUUACAUUUUUUUAAAUACUGAUUUGUAUUUUUGGCAACUUCUUGACAACACAUGUGGGCAACAUUUGUUUCUUGAGCAUGUCAUCUUGGAACUGGAGGAUUUAUCAUAUAAAAAAAGUUACUUUUGCCACAAAAAUAAUCAGUUAUCACAGUAUUUAGCAACAAAUAUGUUGCGCAACAUUUCAUACUGCAACAUGUUGUAAACGAAUUGAGUUAAAUUUAGAAAUUUCGCAUGCAGUCACUACACCACGUGACGUGUUAAUCAUAGGAAAACAUUAAAUAUACAGUUUUUUUUAAUUUUUCUUGUUUUUUAUGAAAGUCUGUUGCCCAGCAUUUGCUGCAGAAACAUGCUACAAACACGCAAGUAUCUUCAUAAAAUACUAAAAAUGUCCCUGAAUAUUUUGCAACUUUUUCGCCAAUAACCGGAAUGCCAAUUUAUAUGUUGAAACCGCGAGCAGAACGCACUUCAGAAGUGAAAAUUCUUAC